Messenger RNA from Pyricularia grisea, 924 nucleotides. RefSeq lists its product as uncharacterized. The transcript has 2 exons. Bases 1 to 924 code for a protein of 307 amino acids. Lineage: Eukaryota; Fungi; Ascomycota; Sordariomycetes; Magnaporthales; Pyriculariaceae. The record is from RefSeq and is a predicted model, not a curated record.
AUGCGCUUCAACUCCGUCCUCGCACUCGCGGCGCUAAUCCAGGCUGUUAUAUCCGCCCCUGUCCCCAGUGGCGCAGAAACUGCCGCCGACGCCGCCAAUAAAAUCGCCACUGCCGCCUCUGCCCCUUCAGGCACCACGAUCACCGGGGGAGUCGCGGCCGUCGGCGCUACGGGUUACGUAUUGAACGAUAAAGCCAAGAACGAUGGAAAAGCAAAUGCCGAUGAAGCCAUGAAUACCGCCAGUGAAGCCAUGGCAACCGCCCAGAAGAUAGGCUCCAUGGAUCUCGAGAGAGAAGCCCUAACUGUUAAACAAGACGCCCGCGAUAAAAAAGCGGCCGCUGGCUUAAUGUCAACCUUGAAUCCGCUAUCGGGAUAUAAAGCUAGUAAGAUGGGAGCAGAGGUCCUACCUAAGGCAAACGAAGUGAAAACAAAAACCGAGAACGCAGAGAUUGGCGCCAACCAGCAACAAGGGGGCAGUUCGUGUAAGAGGGAUGUUACUGGCGCGUGCAAUUUACGCCAGCAGCCUUCUUCCCAGCCGCCUUCUUCUCAGCGGUCUUCUUCCCAGCGGUCUUCUUCCCAGCCGCCUUCUUCUCAGCGGUCUUCUUCCCAGCAGCCUUCUUCCCAGCGGUCUUCUUCCCAGCAGCCUUCUUCCCAGCGGUCUUCUUCCCAGCCGCCUUCUUCUCAGGUCAAGACGGGCAAGUCUUAUGCUGAUGCUCUCAAGAGUGGCCUUCCUGACGCUACUCCAAAGGUUGCCACUACUCCAAAGGUUGCCACUACUCCAAAGGUUGCCACUACUCCAAAGGUUGCCACUACUCCAAAGGUUGCCACUACUCCAAAGGUUGCCACUACUCCACAGGUUGCUGCUGGUUCUCAAAGGUCAACCGGGAAGACACCCAAGGCGCCUACAGGAAAAGGUGGCCGCUAA